UGAUUCAUUUGACUUUAACUGCUUCAAGUGACUUGAAUGACGCUUCUAAUGAGGUCCAAGCGUCUUUUAUUUUUAAUUUUUUUAUGAUUUUAAUCACUUUAAUUGUCGCAAUAAUCGCAACUGCAUUUUUCACCUUUUUAUGCUGGUUCAUAAUUUGGAAAUUGUGUUUGAGUAAAUUUCGAUUUUUCCAAGAAAUUUUCGUUGGAUUUUUCAAUAGUGAUGGCUCUCGAUCUAGUAACAAAAGAAAGACUCACGUGCGAUGAUAAAUCAAGUUUGAUAUCGAACUUGGUUAAUCCGGAAAUUCACAAAGUAUUAACUGAGAAAGCAUUUGAUUUAGCUGAAGAGGCUCUUAGAAGUGGUGAAGUUCCUGUUGGUUGUGUUAUGGUAUUGAUUAAAUCACCAGGCAAAUUGAUUCAAUGUGAUAAUGAUUAUGAGAUAAUUGCCCAAGGUCGCAAUAAAGUUAAUGUAACUAAAAAUCCUACACGUCAUGCAGAAAUGGAAUGUAUUGAUUGUAUUCUAAACUGGUCCAGAAAACAAAAGAUAAAUAAUCUACACGAAAUUUGGUCUAAUUUAAUGGUUUACGUGACAGUUGAACCUUGUAUUAUGUGUGCUCGAGCACUUAGAUCAUUGGGUAUAACCAUAGUUUUCUAUGGUUGUCCUAAUGAAAGAUUUGGUGGAUGUUCUUCCGUCAUGAAUGUUCACAAUGACAAUUCGAUACCCGAACCUGUCAUUACCUGUUAUCCAGGAGCCUUAAAUAAAUCUCGAGCUGUUGAUUUACUGAAACAAUUUUACAUGGGAGAAAAUCCAAAUGCUCCUGAACCAAAGGUUAAGAAAAAGAGACUCAACGAAUGACAAUUAUUUUCUCAUUUUUAAAAUAUGCAUAUACUCAAUGUCUAUCUAAUGUAAUUAUCUAAUUAUGUGACCAAAUAUAGAAAAUUAUUCUCAUAAAUGAA
Molecule: messenger RNA, 953 nt
Organism: Panonychus citri (citrus red mite)
Lineage: Eukaryota; Metazoa; Arthropoda; Arachnida; Trombidiformes; Tetranychidae
Product: tRNA-specific adenosine deaminase 2-like
Exons: 3
Coding region: 220-852 (210 amino acids)
Biological process (GO): tRNA wobble adenosine to inosine editing
Cellular component (GO): nucleus; cytoplasm
Molecular function (GO): tRNA-specific adenosine-34 deaminase activity
Source: RefSeq, a predicted model, not a curated record